AUGGCAACCAUGAAGGCCAUCGACAUUAGAGCCGGCCGUGGAGAGCGCGACGCUCUCUUCGUCAACGCCGGCACCCCCAAGCCCACGCCCUCGGCCGGCCAGGCGCUUGUCAAGAUCUGGGCCUUUGGCGUCAACCGCAUGGACAUUGUCCAGCGUCGCGGCUUCUACCCGUUGCCCCCGCAGGCGCCCCGGACGCUGGGCGUCGAGUUCAGCGGCGUCGUCGAGGCCCUCGGGCCCGGCGGCGGCGACGACGACGACCCCGACCCCGUUCUCGCCAGGGGCGACGAGGUCUUCGGCCUGGCCUACGGCGGCGCCUACGCCGAGUACGUCGCCGUCAGCGCCAAGAUGCUCAUCCGCAAACCCGCCACCCUGUCCUGGGAGCAGGCGGCGGCGGUGCCCGAGGCCUGGAUCACGGCGACACAGGCCCUGCACUUCGUCCUGGGCUUCGCCGCCGGCAAGUCCAUCCUCUGGCACGCCGGCGCCUCGGGCGUCUCCGUCGCCGGCAUCCAGCUGUCCCGCCUCGCCGGCGCCUCCAAGGUCUACGCCACGGCCGGCACCGACGACAAGUGCCGCUUCGUCACCGGCACCCUCGGCGCCGACGCCGCCUUCAACUACAAGACGCACGAUUGGGCCGCCGCUCUCCUCGAGGCCACGGGCGGCGGCGGCGUCGACUUCAUCGUCGACUUCGUCGGCGCCGACUACUUCCAGAAGAACCUGCACGUCGCCGCCCGCGACUGCCGCAUCGUCCUGCUCGGCACCCUCAGCGGUGGCGAGGUGGCGGCCGCCGACAUCUCCCCCAUCCUCUACAAGCGCAUCCGCAUCGAGGGCUCGACCCUACGCAGUCGCGACGAGGAGUAUCAGGGCCGGCUGCGUGACAAGCUCGCCACCUACCUGCCGCUCUUCGAGGCCGGCAGGCUCAAGAUCGUCGUCGACAAGGUGCUCCCGUGGCACGACAUCCAGGAGGCCCACGGGUACAUGGAGGAUGCCAAGAACUCGGGCAAGAUUGUGUGCACCAUUUCCUGA
This is a messenger RNA of Drechmeria coniospora, 1023 nucleotides long. RefSeq lists its product as uncharacterized. Bases 1 to 1023 code for a protein of 340 amino acids. Gene Ontology annotation, molecular function: oxidoreductase activity. The transcript is spliced from 2 exons. The record is from RefSeq and is a predicted model, not a curated record. Lineage: Eukaryota; Fungi; Ascomycota; Sordariomycetes; Hypocreales; Ophiocordycipitaceae.